CACCUUUCUCCCGAAUCCCGCCGUCGUGCCGCCCCUACAAAAACUUUUGAUCCAAUUUCAAAUAUUCCAAUCAGCAAUACGGAUGUCUCAGCCACGAUCGGUGUGGUCAUCCGUUCCGGGGCCCCGUCUGGGGUAUAUAAACUUCCGAAAACCGCCACUGUCUCUUAUCCCCCUCCCACCUUUCAUCCACUACCAUGACUUCUUUCUCCUACGAGUUCAACACCCCCGUCUACAAGGGCAAAUCCUCCUUCCCCACUGGCCUCUUUAUCGGCGGCAAGUUCGUCCCUGGUUCAUCUGGCAAGACCAUCGAUGUUAUUAACCCUACCAACGGAAAGCUCAUCACCUCUGUAUCUGAGGGAACCGAGAAGGAUGUCGAUCUCGCCGUCGAGGCGGCCCAGAAGGCCUUUGAGACCACCUGGGGUCUCAAGUCCUCUGGCUCACAGCGCUCUGAGCUUCUCUACAAGCUUGCUUCCCUAAUGGAGCAGCACCACGACGAGCUCGCGGCUUUGGAGGCUCUUGACAACGGAAAAACUUUCGGAUGGGCCAAGGGAACCGAUACCGCUGCUUCCAUCGGAACUAUCAAGUACUAUGCCGGCUGGGCUGACAAGCUCUCCGGUCAAGUCAUCGAAACCGACGAGAACAAGCUCGCAUAUACUCGCCAUGAGCCUAUUGGUGUCGUUGGCCAAAUCAUUCCAUGGAACUUCCCUCUCCUCAUGUUUGCAUGGAAAAUCGGCCCUGCCCUCGCUACUGGCAACACCAUCGUCAUCAAGCCCUCCGAGUUCACUCCUCUGACCGCUAUCCGUAUGGGCUCUAUCAUCAACGAGGCUGGCUUCCCUCCUGGUGUCGUCAACAUCGUCACCGGUUACGGCCAGACCGUCGGUAACGCCAUCAGCUCCCACAUGCACAUUGAAAAGGUUGCCUUCACCGGUUCCACCCUUGUCGGUCGCAAAGUCAUGGAGGCCGCUGCCAAGACCAACUUGAAGAACGUCACUCUCGAACUCGGUGGAAAGAGCCCCAACAUCAUCUUCAACGAUGCUAACAUCGACCAGGCCGUCAACUGGGCCGCCCAUGGUAUCUUCUGGAACCACGGCCAAGCGUGCUGCGCUGGCUCCCGUAUCUUCGUCCAGUCCGGCAUCUACGACGAAUUCUUGAAAAAGUUCACUGCCAAGACCCAGAGCAUCAAGGUUGGCGACCCCUUCGAGAUCGGCAUGGACCAGGGUCCUCAGGUUUCCCAAAUCCAAUAUGACCGUAUCAUGGGCUAUAUCGAGUCCGGCAAGUCGGAGGGUGCGACCGUCCACAGUGGUGGAGCCCGCCACGGCAAUGAAGGCUACUUUAUCCAACCCACCAUCUUCACCAACACCACCCCGGACAUGAGGAUCGUCCGGGAAGAGAUCUUUGGUCCCGUCGGUGUCGUGAUCAAGUUUGAGGACGAGGAGGACGUCAUCCGGCAAGCCAACGACACGAUGUACGGUCUCGCCGCUGCCGUCUUCUCGCAAGAUAUCAACCGCGCCCUGGAAACCGCCCACAAGCUCAAAGCCGGCACCGCAUGGGUCAACUGCGCGAAUCAGAUACACUUUAACGUUCCUUUUGGUGGUUUCAAGCAGAGUGGUAUCGGACGGGAGUUGGGCGAGUAUGCGCUCCACAACUACACAAACGUCAAGGCCGUGCACGUCAACUUGGGACACCGGAUGUGAAAAGCUUUCCCCCUCUGGAUGAGAAGUUAAACUAUAUUGUAACAUGCACAUUGUAUUAUGAUUUUUUAUAACAUUAACGUCAAUGGGAUUUCUUUUUUCUUCAUUUA
Messenger RNA from Guyanagaster necrorhizus, 1801 nucleotides. RefSeq names its product aldehyde dehydrogenase. The record is from RefSeq and is a predicted model, not a curated record. The transcript has 9 exons. Gene Ontology annotation, molecular function: oxidoreductase activity, acting on the aldehyde or oxo group of donors, NAD or NADP as acceptor. The coding region runs from base 195 to 1694 and encodes 499 amino acids. Lineage: Eukaryota; Fungi; Basidiomycota; Agaricomycetes; Agaricales; Physalacriaceae.